UGCCUUCUCCUUGCCGCGUCUUCCCGGAGGCGGCUGCUGGAAGCCGCCGGGAGCAGCUGCGGUUCUCUGCCAUAUUGUGUCUUCUCCUGCCUGUCCCUCGUCUCUCCGCUGCCGCGGCCGAGCUGAUGGUGCAGCCAUUAAAAAAGAAGAAGAAAGAAAAGAAAAAAAGAAAAUUUCAGUGUGUUGUAUGUGGCAAGGAGUUGUAAGAGUAAAUGGGUCCAGUAAUUGGAAUGACUCCAGAAAAGAGAGCUGAAACCCCAGGAGCUGAAAAGAUUGCAGGAUUGAGCCAGAUUUACAAAAUGGGAAGCUUGCCUGAAGCUGUUGAUGCUGCCAGGCCAAAGGCUACUCUAGUGGACAGUGAGUCAGCAGAUGAUGAACUCACAAACUUGAACUGGCUUCAUGAAAGUACUAAUCUCCUAACAAACUUCAGCUUUGGAAGUGAGGGUCUUCCAGUUGUUAGUCCAUUGUAUGACAUAGAGGGAGAUGAUGUGCCAUCCUUAGGACCAACAUGCUAUCAGAACCCAGAAAAAAAAUCAGCAACUUCAAAGCCCCCAUACUCCUUUAGUCUUCUCAUUUAUAUGGCCAUUGAACACUCUCCAAAUAAAUGUUUGCCUGUCAAAGAAAUUUAUAGCUGGAUUCUGAACCGCUUCCCAUAUUUUGCAACUGCACCAACAGGCUGGAAGAAUUCUGUUCGACAUAAUCUGUCUCUGAAUAAGUGUUUUCAGAAAGUGGAAAGAAGCCAUGGCAAGGUUAAUGGAAAAGGUUCCUUAUGGUGUGUUGAUCCAGAAUAUAAACCCAACCUUAUGCAGGCACUGAAAAAGCAACCUUUUCCCUCAAAAUCAACAUUUUACAUGCCUCCUGCAUCACCACAAAGUGGUUCUUUAUCACCUCACUACUUAAGCUCUGUACUCAAGCAGAACCAGGUGCGAACUCUCAAAGAAUCUGAUAUUGAUGCUGCCACUGCAAUGAUGCUUUUAAAUACUUCUAUAGAACAAGGAAUUUUAGAGUGUGAGAAGCCUCUUCCUCUUAAAACAGCAAUGCAGAAAAAGAGGAGUUACAGCAGUGCAUUCAGUCAUUCCAGCGCUGUGCGAUUACACGAGAGUGAUUCUCUGGCCACCAGCACUGAUCCAAAAGAAGACCACAAUUACAGUGCAAGUAGCAUGGCAGCACAGCGUUGUGCAUCCAGGUCUAGUGUGUCCUCCCUGUCAUCUGUGGAUGAGGUAUAUGAAUUUAUCCCAAAGAGUAACCAUGUAGGAAGUGAUGGCAGUGAAGGAUUUCACAGUGAAGAAGAUACAGACGUUGAUUAUGAAGAUGAUCCUCUUGGAGACAGUGGCUAUGCCUCACAGGCUUGUGCAGAUACCUCUGAAAAGGGGCAGCCAGGCAAGAAGAUGCGAAAACAGUCAUGUCAAGAAAUUGAUGAGGAGCUCAAAGAGGCAGCUGGAUCUUUGCUUCACCUUGCUGGAAUUCGUACAUGUCUAGGCUCCCUAAUAAGUACUGCAAAGACACAAAAUCAAAAGCAGUGGAAAAAGUAGAAAUACUUAUUAGUGUUAAAUUAUUUUAAAAUGUGGCAAUACUCUUCUACUUAAUUCUUUCAAGGGAUAUCAAAGCCAUAAUGGAUUUCUUUUGGGUUGGGGGGAGGGGUGCUAUGUUUAUUUCAAAACAUUUUUGGGUUUUUUUUUUAAGUUUUUAUUAAAUAAUUGCUGUUAAGGAUCAUGCCCAACCAUAAAUAUGAUGCGAAGUCCUAAAAGCAUAAAUUUUAUAAUAAGUGUUUCCAAGAUUUGGAAAUUUUCGUAUUAAAAAAAAUCCCCAGCCUCUGUCUUAAACUUGUAGGAAAAAUCUUUUAUUUUAUUAAUGUCAAAAUGUAAGAAUGGGCAACUCUAUAACAUAUUUUUCUUUUCCAGUCUGUAAUUAACUGUAGUUGCGGAUCCAGCUAAAAAUUUUGCUGCUGUCUUUCUCACAUAUUACUAUUUGACACAUGCAAUUCAGUAGAAUGAGAUUUGAAUUUUUUGUUUUAGUUUUUGUUUUUAAUUAUUUUUUUUUUGAUGCAUGAACAAAGUUGAAUAUAAAUGGGAAAAGAUCCUAUAUGUCUAGAAAGUUCUUUUGGAUACCUAGGCAGAGAGUAUACCAAAAAAUUCUAAGAUUUAGAAAAGGCAAUUUUUUGUUGUAAUUUCAUCUGAGGGCACUCCAAUUCCUAUUACAAUAUUAUCUUUGAAAUGUUUUACCUUUCCAGAUAUUGAAUAACAUUUAUUGGAGCCAUUUGUUCUUUCCCAUAGUGCUUUGUAGCCAUGGCUUAAAUUUUAGCCACUAGCUGUCUUUAUUAUUGAGAAAUUAUCCAGUGAGAGGAUAUAGCCAUAGAGUGUGUUAGGUAGUAAACACCCAUUUUGACACAGCUUUGCAAUAAGAGGAUCUUUCAUUUGCUUGUUAAAUGUACUGCAUUCUGAGAAUCUUGUAGUACAAAUAGAGUGUAAUCUAAUAUUGACAUUUUGAAUACAUACUAUUUAUGUCACCACAAAUAAAGGUAAAUCAUUUCGGAAAAGACUUCUGUCCAAGCUUUAUAUGAAUUAAAUUUGUAUGUAUACGCAGUUAAGUUAAAGGAUUUAACAAAGGUGGACAAAAUGCCUUCAUGGAUUUCAAAAUUUGUAUAAAAUUAAAUAUUAUAUACUACACCCUUUUGAGGAGGCAGUGUAAUACCUAUUAUGUGCCAUUAAAUCCAUGCUAAAAGAUUUUACAUUACCGUUCCAAGUAUGUAUUGACUAAGGCCUUUUUAAGUAUUUGAAUGAAUCUGCUUGUAUGAUACAUUUUUUCAUAUCAUUUAUAUAGUUUGAUUAUAUCAUUCAGAAAGAAUAAGGGAUAUUAAUAAAACUAAACUUACUCAUUGUAUUUUUUUAUAUCAGCAAAAUCAACUUUUUAAAAGUUCAGUCUUAUCUCAAGCUAUAUACUAUUUCAUAGACAGUGACCUUGUUUUCAUUUUCUGAUUAUUUCAUGUAUAUACAUACAUACACACACACACACAGGCUCGGGAUUUUGGUUUGUUACCUUAGCUAUUUCUAUGAUGAUAAAAAUUUUUCUUGGAUUUUUUUUUUUUAAGAGACAAAUAUUUUUAUUUUAACUUGUAGAAUUUAUUUGGGCAAAACUGUCAAAUGAGAAGCAUAACAAAAAUGUCUUUUUCAAUUUGCAAGACUUUAAGCCAAGAUAACGACAUUAAUAUUAUCUGUCCUGUUUCCAUGUUAAUUGUAAUUGAACCUGAUAGCCACAUUAAUAAAAUCGGUGCUGUUGAAAAAUAGUAAUUUUUCAAUUUGUUGAUAAUGAAAAAUAGUCCAUAAGUGUGCAGAAUGAGGUAUUGGAUUUUUUUGUUCUUCAUAUAUGUCACAUCUACUAUAGAAAAUGGCUAAUCCAAAUUAACAUCUUUUACUAUAGACAGUGAAUAUAACAGCAAAAAUUGCUUUUACCACAGUAUAAAUAGUACACAAAUUAUAAAAUCAUUUUAAUAACAAGAUAUUUUUAAGCUAUUUACCAUGGCCGUCUGAAUAGACCUUAUUAACAGUGUUUCAAUGAUCUGGUUCCAAUUUAUUUUGUUCAACUGAAUUUCUCUACCACAUAUGUUCUCUGUAGUACCUGUGCAUUGGAUAAUUAGUCUUUGUAAGUAAAGGAAAAUGAUCUAAGCUAGGGAAAGGGAGAGUGGUUCCUAGUUCUAACAGGGAUCUUCAAAGUUAUUUUUGUCUUAAUGUAAAUAACAAUAACUCUUUAAACUUGACUUUCUCUCCCUCUUCAUGUACUCUUCCCAUAAAUUUAAAAGUUAUAUUCAUCACUAACAAGGCCAAUAAACACUUGUCACACUAAAAACUAACAGGAAGAAGUUACAUGAUAUUUUAUAUUGAAUUCUUCUUUAAAAAAUUGAAUUCUUAUAUUAGAAUUCAGUGCAUCACUUUCCAUGUAUUGGUUUACCAAGGCAGUUACUUUUAAGGGGAAGAACCUUUUUAAUUACUUCCAUAGACAUGACAUGAUCCCAUUCCUCAGGUGUGUUGAGAUAAAAACAUGGCUAAUUAACCACCCAAUUAAGGAAAGUCAUUUCAAGUCACAUGGACUGGAAAUUGUAUUUCUAAAAAUAUAUUACCAGCAAAUUUUGUGGUAAUAAAAACAAUUUGGCAAUCCCAGAGAGGUUAUGUACUUCCCAACAUAUUUUAAAACCUUGACUUAAGCUAACAUAAUUUGCUUUGCAUCAAUAUAAAUUCUUAGAACCAAUUCCAGUGUAGAUCCCUAGUAAAAGUUUUAACUCGGCACAAUUAAUCUUCAUCUUUCACAUCUCAAAUAGAAUCAGUGUUUCUUGACUAUGUAUUAUUAAAAUUUAUUUGUGCAAUAUGUUACUAAAUUCAUGUUUUCAUUUUACUUUUCAAGUUCAGAGACAAUAUUACUUAAAUUCAUGGAAAAGCUAAUUAUGGGUGGAUCACCUCCUUUUUUCCACCUUUGAGCCUUUCCUGUCCUUCUUUGUAGCCAGCAUGACUUAGAUUCCUUUGUAUAUAGUAAACUUUAGAAAAUGUAUAAUUUUUUCUUUUGCUACUUUCUGAGGCAUUAUGUAAAGGGUCAUACUAGGUGAUCAGUUCAAUAUGUGUUAGCACGAAUUCAAAACUAGAAAAAGUGUUAAGGGGGAAUGUGCGUGUCUUUGUAAAUCAGGAGGCCUUUCUCAGCAGUUUAAGCAAUGGGUGUGAAUACUUCACAAAGCUGUGAAGACUUGUCUUAAAUAUUACAGUAACUUAACCUUUUGUGAAGACCAUAGCAUUUAACUGAGAAAAAUUUGAGGCUUUCUGGUUUACAUCUACUUUAUAGUUUUUUGUUAGUUUGAAACGUUAUGUAAGCUUUGAUUUAAACAAAGUUUGUUUCAAUAUGUUAAUGAUAUAGCCAAAAUAUUUAUUGAAAGACAAAGUAGAGUAUUUUAAUGUGAUACCUGCCAUUUUUUUUCUUAAAGCACAUUUUUUUUGCAUCUAACUGCCAGUGCCAUUGUCAAAACUUGUUUUUAAAAUUGUUGUACAUUUCUUAUUAAACAAGUGCUUAAUUUUAAAGUAUUAUGUUGCCAUUCUGUAGUGUAUAAAAAUGUAUAAUUUGCCAAUUCAUUGUAACUACUAUUUAUUUUUAAUGAGUGUCAGAAUCCUUUCUGAUUGAAGAAAUUUGAGUUAUUAAACUGUCCUUAUCUUCUUUUCUAAUGUAGCAUAAAAUUUCCCUGAGUUUGAGUUACAACUGCCAGUAGAUGACCAGUCCAAGUGAACCACUUCUCAGUUGCCAGACUUUGCUCAUAUUAAAAACAACUUAACAAAUGUUUAGUUUUUGUAUCUAAUCUCUGAUUAUUAAAAUGUUUAUAAAGUUUAUUUUUACCAAAGAGAUGCAAUUCAUUAUGAUAAAGUAUUACAGAAUAAACUUUGUUUUAUAACA
Messenger RNA from Phacochoerus africanus (Common warthog), 5424 nucleotides. RefSeq names its product forkhead box N2 (gene FOXN2). Gene Ontology annotation, cellular component: nucleus. The coding region runs from base 213 to 1532 and encodes 439 amino acids. The transcript has 7 exons. Gene Ontology annotation, biological process: regulation of DNA-templated transcription. The record is from RefSeq and is a predicted model, not a curated record. NCBI's taxonomy places the organism in Eukaryota, Metazoa, Chordata, Mammalia, Artiodactyla, Suidae. Gene Ontology annotation, molecular function: cis-regulatory region sequence-specific DNA binding; DNA-binding transcription factor activity.